Pteronotus mesoamericanus is the source of this 3399-nucleotide messenger RNA. RefSeq names its product solute carrier family 24 member 1 (gene SLC24A1). The transcript is spliced from 10 exons. Gene Ontology annotation, molecular function: calcium, potassium:sodium antiporter activity; calcium channel activity. Lineage: Eukaryota; Metazoa; Chordata; Mammalia; Chiroptera; Mormoopidae. Bases 1 to 3270 code for a protein of 1089 amino acids. Gene Ontology annotation, biological process: intracellular calcium ion homeostasis; visual perception; calcium ion transmembrane transport. Gene Ontology annotation, cellular component: plasma membrane. The record is from RefSeq and is a predicted model, not a curated record.
AUGGGGAAAUUGAUCAGGAUGGGGACACAGGAAAGGCCGUUACUCCGGCCAAAACGGCUUCAAUGGAGUCGCCUCCUCUUCCUACUGGGAAUGUUGAUCGUUGGUUCUACCUACCAACACCUGAGGAGCCCCCGGGGCCUCCCCUCGCCGUGGGCAGCAGUCUCUUCCCGACACCCUGUAAAACUGGCCAGCCGGGACCUUCCCGGCAAUGAGAUGAUGACAGGGAGCAGUGCCCCGCCAAAAGCUAGCUCUCAGCUGGGGGGUGAGACACUGGCUCCCCGAGCCACAGUGGGCAAGGAGGAAGCCACGCCUGGCUUAACUGUGGAGAACACCCCCAAUACACCCAGAAAAACAGCCAACAUCUCUCCAACAAUACUUAAGAAUAACUAUAGCCCAACAGCAGCAGGCACAGAAAGAGUGAAGGAAAACACCCCAACCAGACCAACAGGAGUACUGACUCACUACACCACAACUUCAGGCAGAUCAGCAGCAGAGAAUUAUACCCCAACAACACCCAGGGGAGAAAGGAAGCACUACCCAACUCAAGCCAGAGGGAAAGUGAAAAAAUACACCCCAUCCCCACAUGGGAGAACAGUGAACUCUGUCCCAUCCACAUUCAUGACAGUGGCAAGAAGCCAUAGGAUCACCCCCAGAACAACAGUGAAAGACAGUGAACCUACAGCAACCUACAGGACAUUGGUGACCAGCCCCUCCGAGGGAAUAGUGGAGGAAACCACCCCAACUACUCUCAAGGGAAUAAUUGAUAACACCCCAACUUUCUUGAGAAAUGACAUAGAAACAAACAUCUUGACUUCUCCUAGGAGUAUGGUGGAAAAGAACACCCUGACCACCCCCAGAAGAACGGACAAUAACAGCUCAACCAACCCUUGGGGCUUAGUGGGAAAGAACAGCCUGACGACUUCCCAGAGAACGGUCUUAGAGCACACUGCAGCCAUCUCUGAGGGGCAAGUGACGAUUAGCACCAUGACAGGAAGCAGCCCAGCAGCAACCAAAGCCUCUACUGCUGCUUGGAGGGUUAGGAAUCCCUCAUCCAGAACCAGUGCACCAACCAUUGGAAUAUCCUUAGCGACCUGGGGGCUGGUGAAGAAACCUUCCCCAGCAUCCAGCACCUCAGCAAUACCCAGCGUCCAGGCAAAUCCGACCACCCAGGUUCGUCAUUGUGUGGUCAUGGAGCCAGUUCCAGCCAUGCCCUCUACCCACUCCCCCCGCCUGACAACGGCCCCGCUCCCAGAGGUGCCCAGUCCCAGUCCUUCAGCGCUGCCCUCUAGCCAGCCAGACCACCACCCCAAGGCAGAGUACCCCCGAGACCUGUUCAGCUUGGAGGAGCGGCGGCAGGGCUGGGUGAUCCUGCACAUCUUUGGCAUGAUAUACGUGUUUGUGGCCUUGGCCAUUGUGUGUGACGAGUACUUUGUCCCAGCCCUGGGUGUCAUCACAGACAAGCUGCAGAUCUCUGAGGAUGUGGCAGGAGCCACGUUCAUGGCUGCUGGAGGCUCUGCCCCUGAGCUCUUCACCUCCCUCAUCGGCGUCUUCAUCUCCCACAGCAACGUGGGCAUCGGCACCAUCGUGGGCUCUGCUGUGUUCAACAUCCUCUUUGUCAUCGGCACCUGUGCCCUCUUCUCCCGGGAGAUCCUCAACCUCACCUGGUGGCCCUUGUUCCGUGAUGUCUCCUUCUACAUCCUUGACCUGAUGAUGCUCAUUCUCUUCUUCCUGGACAGCCUCAUUGUCUGGUGGGAGAGCCUGGUGCUACUGCUGGCCUACGCCCUUUAUGUGCUCGCCAUGAAGUGGAACAAGAAGCUUGAGCUUUGGAUGAAGGAGCAGCUCAGCAGGAGGCCAGUGGCCAAGGUCAUGGCCCUAGAGGACUUCAUCAAGCCAGGUGAUGGGGCAGUUGCGGUGGAUGAGCUGCAGGAUAACAAGAAGCUGAAGCUCACCUCCGUGCUGACCCGAGGGAGCAGCUCAGCCUCUCUGCACAACAGCACCAUCCGCAGCACCAUCUACCGGCUCAUGCUCCACAGCCUGGACCUGGGGGAAGCCCGCUCCUCCAAGAACAAGGACGAGGAGAGCUUGAGUCAGGAGGCCAAGCCUCAGGCCAAAGCGGAGAGCAAACCAGAAGAGGAGGGGCCAGCAGAGCUCCCUGCGGUCACGGUCACACCAGCCCCUGCUCCAGACGUCAAGGGCAAUCAGGAGGAGGAUCCUGGUGGUCAGGAAGGAGCUGCGGCUGGAGCUGAGAGCACAGGUGAAACGGCAGGCGGAGAGGGAGGCGCUCCUGGUGAAGGUGAAAAUGGAGCGCAAGGUGGAGGUGAAACUCAGCUAGAAGGCGAAGGUGAACUUGAAGCAGAAGGAAAAGGAGAUUACGAAGAUGAGGAGAAGGGUAGUGAAGUCCGAGAAGAAACCAAAGGAAAUGAUGAAGGUGCAGGCGAACUCCAAGCAGAAGAUGAUGGCAAAAUGAAAGGUGACGAAGGUGGAAUUGAAGAGCAGGAAGUCGAUGCUGAAAAUCAAGGUGAAGCCAAAAGUGAUGAGAAAGGUACAGACGGUGAAGGGGGAGGUGAUGGAGGUGACAGUGAAGAUGAGGAAGAAGAGGAGGAUGAGGAAGAGGAAGAGGAUGAGGAAGGAGAGGAAGAGGAAGAAAAUGAGGAGCCUUUGUCCCUGGAGUGGCCCGAGACCCGGCAUAAGCAGGCCGUUUACCUCUUCCUCCUGCCCAUUGUGUUCCCGCUGUGGCUGACGGUGCCCGACGUCCGGAGGCUGGAGUCUAGGAAGUUUUUUGUUUUCACUUUCCUGGGAUCCAUCAUGUGGAUAGCCACCUUCUCAUACCUCAUGGUGUGGUGGGCUCACCAGGUUGGUGAAACAAUAGGGAUUUCUGAAGAGAUUAUGGGUCUGACGAUCCUAGCGGCAGGCACAUCAAUUCCUGACCUCAUCACCAGUGUGAUUGUUGCUCGGAAAGGCCUGGGAGACAUGGCCGUGUCAAGUUCUGUGGGCAGCAACAUAUUUGAUAUCACCGUCGGCCUGCCAGUUCCCUGGUUGCUUUUCUCUCUCAUCAAUGGACUACAGCCUGUUCCAGUCAGCAGCAAUGGCUUGUUUUGUGCAAUCGUUCUGCUUUUUCUCAUGCUCCUGUUUGUGAUCUCUUCAAUUGCAUCGUGCAAAUGGAGAAUGAACAAGAUCCUGGGCUUCACAAUGUUCCUCCUUUACUUUAUAUUCCUGAUAAUCAGUGUGAUGUUAGAAGAUCGAGUCAUAUCCUGUCCUGUAUCCGUCUGAGUCAGUCACUGCUGCUCAAAAUGGACAUGGAUCAGAAAACCAUGUCCGAAGUUAUUGUACCUCUUGUUACAUUUAUGAAAGAAGGAACAUGAUCAGGGAGAGUGAACUGAGAAGCUGAGAGCCUCUGGU